Meleagris gallopavo (turkey) is the source of this 1453-nucleotide messenger RNA. Lineage: Eukaryota; Metazoa; Chordata; Aves; Galliformes; Phasianidae. The record is from RefSeq and is a predicted model, not a curated record.
GCGCAUGCGUAGAACGCUCCGCGGGCUCUGCGUUGUCGCCGCCGUCAUGGCGCUGGUGUCGGCGGACUCGCGCAUCGCCGAGCUGCUGGCUGAGCUACAGCGGCUGCUGGGGCACACGCAGGAGGAGCGCUCCCGCAGCGAGCACAACCUCAUCAACAUCCAGAAAACGCACGAGAGGAUGCAGACCGAGAACAAGAUCUCUCCGUACUACCGCACGAAGCUGCGCGGGCUGUACACCACUGCCAAGGCGGACGCUGAGGCUGAGUGCAACAUCCUUCGCAAGGCGCUGGACAAGAUUGCCGAGAUCAAGUCUCUGCUGGAGGAGCGCCGCAUUGCCGCCAAGAUUGCAGGGAUCUACAGUGACGCAGAGCCGCCACGCAAGACGAUGCGCCGGGGCGUGCUGAUGACACUGCUGCAGCAGUCAGCCAUGACGCUGCCGCUCUGGAUUGGCAAGCCAGGCGACAAGCCGCCCCCGCUGUGCGGCGCCAUGCCGGCAGCCGGGGACUACGUGGCCAAGCCUGGGGACAAAGUGGCGGCACGCGUCAAGGCGGUGGAUGGCGACGAGCAGUGGAUCCUGGCUGAGGUGGUCAGCUACAGCCACGCUGCCAACAAAUAUGAGGUGGAUGACAUCGACGAGGAGGGCAAAGAGAGGCACACGCUCAGCCGGCGCCGUGUGAUCCCUCUGCCGCAGUGGAAGGCAAACCCCGAGACCGACCCUGAAGCGCUGUUUCAGCGUGAGCAGCUGGUGCUGGCGCUGUACCCGCAGACCACCUGCUUCUACCGCGCCCUCAUCCAUGCACCACCGCAGCGGCCGCAGGACGACUACUCAGUGUUGUUUGAGGACACAUCGUAUGCUGAUGGUUACUCACCGCCACUGAACGUGGCGCAGCGCUACGUUGUCGCCUGCAAGGAGACCAAGAAGAAGUGACCCUCGCAGUUUGGGCAAUCCACAGGGAACCCAAACUCACUGCACAAGCCCCAAAGUGUCCACCGUGAACCCAAACUCACCCUAAUGGGCCCCAGAGUGAACCAUAAGGAUCCCAGGGACCCCAGACCCACCCCACAGGGCCUCAGAGUGACCUACAGACCCCUAAAGUGUCCAUCAGGGACCCCAGACCCACCACUAAGGACCACAGAGUGACCCACAGGACCCCAGAAACACUCCACAUGAGUCCAGAGCAUCCCUCAAGAAUCCCACGUGCCCUGCAGGACUUGGAAAUGUCCACUGGAAGAUUGCAAAGUCCCUCUAAUUGACUCCAGAACACCACAUGGGGACCACGAAGAGCUCAAAGUGACUGACCCUGUGGGCCCCAAAGUGACCUUAAUGACGUCAAAUCCAUCUGAAUGACCCCCAUCUGUCCCCAGGACCCCAUUCCCUUCCAGGAUCCAAAAGAACAGUGCUGGGAGCAGUUCCACCCAUUGCUUUAUUGGGAAUAAAUUAAGUUAGAAAGCA